Neopsephotus bourkii (Bourke's parrot) is the source of this 2961-nucleotide messenger RNA. RefSeq names its product chloride voltage-gated channel 4 (gene CLCN4). Gene Ontology annotation, molecular function: voltage-gated chloride channel activity. Gene Ontology annotation, biological process: chloride transport; transmembrane transport. The record is from RefSeq and is a predicted model, not a curated record. NCBI's taxonomy places the organism in Eukaryota, Metazoa, Chordata, Aves, Psittaciformes, Psittacidae. The transcript is spliced from 12 exons. Gene Ontology annotation, cellular component: early endosome; synaptic vesicle; membrane. The coding region runs from base 153 to 2435 and encodes 760 amino acids.
UAUCAGAUACCCUAUAGAGGGAGGAUACAGUCACAUGAUUGUUACUGCUUCCUCCCCAUGACAUCACCGCUUCUGCAGCCAUACCACCCAAGGAAGGAUGCUAUUAUAAUCUUGGGGACUGGGCUAAAUGAUGUUGCAUCGCAGACCCUAAUAUGGUCAAUGCAGGAGACAUGAAUGGUUCUGGCAACCUGAUGGAUUUUCUGGAUGAGCCUUUCCCCGAUGUUGGAACUUAUGAAGAUUUCCACACCAUUGACUGGCUGCGGGAGAAAUCACGGGACACUGAUCGCCACAGAAAGAUUACAAGCAAAAGUAAGGAAUCCAUAUGGGAGUUCAUCAAGAGUUUGCUGGAUGCUUGGUCAGGAUGGGUUGUAAUGCUUCUCAUAGGACUACUGGCAGGCACAUUAGCCGGAGUGAUAGAUUUAGCUGUGGAUUGGAUGACAGACCUGAAGGAGGGUGUCUGCCUCUCUGCCUUCUGGUACAGCCACGAGCAGUGCUGUUGGACGUCUAAUGAAACGACAUUCGAUGACAGGGACAAAUGUCCCCAGUGGCAGAAAUGGUCUGAACUUCUUGUAAGCCAGUCUGAGGGUGCAAGUGCUUACAUUCUAAACUAUUUUCUAUACAUUAUGUGGGCUCUGUGUUUUGCUUUCCUGGCAGUCUCCCUGGUCAGAGUGUUUGCUCCCUAUGCCUGUGGCUCUGGAAUCCCAGAGAUAAAAACCAUCUUGAGUGGGUUCAUUAUUAGGGGCUACCUGGGAAAGUGGACACUUUUAAUCAAAACAGUCACCUUGGUUCUGGUGGUAUCUUCAGGCCUGAGCCUUGGGAAAGAGGGGCCGUUAGUCCACGUGGCCUGUUGUUGCGGAAACUUCUUCAGCAGCCUUUUCUCAAAGUACAGCAAGAACGAAGGAAAGAGAAGAGAGGUGCUUUCAGCUGCAGCCGCCGCAGGAGUUUCUGUUGCCUUUGGUGCUCCAAUUGGAGGUGUGCUUUUUAGUCUGGAAGAGGUCAGUUACUACUUUCCUCUGAAAACUCUCUGGAGGUCAUUUUUUGCUGCUCUCGUGGCUGCCUUCACACUGAGGUCCAUCAAUCCGUUUGGAAACAGUCGGCUGGUCUUGUUCUACGUGGAGUACCACACCCCCUGGUACAUGGCCGAGCUCUUCCCCUUCAUCUUGCUUGGUGUCUUCGGCGGCCUCUGGGGGACCCUCUUUAUCCGAUGCAACAUUGCCUGGUGCAGGAGGCGAAAGACCACCAGACUUGGGAAAUACCCAGUCCUGGAGGUCAUAGUGAUAACGGCUAUCACUGCCAUCGUCGCCUAUCCCAACCCCUACACGCGGAGGAGCACCAGUGAGCUGAUCUCGGAGCUCUUCAAUGACUGCGGUGCACUGGAGUCCUCCCAGCUCUGCGACUACAUCAAUGACCCAAACAUGACCCGGCCAGUGGAUGACAUUCCUGACAGACCUGCUGGCCCUGGAGUCUACACUGCCAUGUGGCAGCUCGCCUUGGCCUUGGUGUUCAAAAUUGUUAUCACAAUUUUCACUUUCGGCAUGAAGAUCCCUUCAGGCCUUUUCAUUCCCAGCAUGGCUGUUGGAGCCAUGGCUGGCAGGAUGGUUGGGAUCGGAGUAGAGCAGCUGGCGUAUCACCAUCAUGACUGGAUCAUCUUCAGGAACUGGUGCAGACCUGGGGCAGACUGUGUCACACCAGGACUUUAUGCUAUGGUGGGAGCUGCAGCUUGCUUGGGUGGUGUUACUCGAAUGACGGUCUCUCUGGUGGUGAUUAUGUUUGAGCUAACUGGAGGCCUGGAGUACAUCGUACCUCUUAUGGCUGCAGCUGUCACAAGCAAGUGGGUGGCAGAUGCCUUUGGGAAAGAAGGGAUCUAUGAAGCUCACAUUCAUCUGAAUGGCUACCCAUUUCUGGAUGUGAAGGAUGAAUUCACCCACCGAACCCUGGCAACUGAUGUCAUGAGACCAAGGCGUGGUGAAGCUCCUCUCUCUGUUCUGACACAGGACAGCAUGACAGUGGAGGAUGUUGAGACACUAAUCAAGGAGACUGACUACAAUGGCUUUCCAGUAGUGGUUUCGAAAGACUCGGAGAGACUUAUUGGGUUUGCACAGAGACGAGAGCUGAUUCUUGCAAUAAAGAAUGCAAGACAGCGUCAGGAUGGGGUGGUGAGCAACUCCAUUGUGUACUUCACUGAAGACCCCCCCGAACUGCCACCCAACAGUCCCCAUCCACUGAAGCUCCGGCGUAUUCUCAACCUGAGCCCUUUCACUGUCACUGACCACACACCAAUGGAGACAGUGGUAGAUAUUUUCCGGAAACUCGGGCUCCGGCAGUGUCUUGUCACUCGCAGUGGGAGGCUGCUGGGUAUCAUAACUAAAAAGGAUGUAUUAAGACAUAUGGCUCAAAUGGCAAACCAGGACCCUGAAUCUAUCAUGUUUAACUAGACUGGUAAGGGAAGAAGAAAGUAACCCCAAAGGAAUCCCGUCUAGAUUAACACAAAGGCUAUGUUUGGUGUUACGUUUUGUUUGAAGAGAAAAUGUAAUGUGUAUGAAGAAUGGCCCAAUAUGCCUCUGACAGAGGGAGCGUAUGCAGGAUGGCACUUAUUUAAUGAGGAAGGCAGUUUAGAAACUCUGAACAGCUGCAGACAUCAAGCUGUAUUUUGUUAAUGAGAUUCCCAACAGCUCAAUUGGAGCGUUGGUGGGUGUCAGUAAGUGAUGUGGUGCUUAGAGACAAAGAGCCAGGAGCACCAGUGGGAUGCAUCAGUGUUCAGAGUAACUCUUGAGGCAGGUGUGAAGACUUGCAAGACAUUGUCUAUGUAUAAGCUAUGUAAGAGAUAUAAAGAUCUGUGUUCCAAACUAAAGAGUGUAUACAAGCAGUCUCUGUUUUGUUACUGAAGUCAUGGCUAUUUAUAUGCUACUGAAUUAUACCAUUUUUGUGAGGGACAAAAAUGUCAUAUUUUAAAAUGAAAAA